CCUUUCUUUUCAAUAGAGUUGCACUGAUUUCAUUUUCUUAGUAAAGGUGGUCAGCCAUAUUUUAGGUGUACUGGCUCUUUAAAGGGGAUCUGCAUCCGGAGCAGUUUUCACUCUUUCCGGACUAACACGGGCCAGUGUCCUACUGAUGAAAAUCCUGCUUUAAAGGAUUUGUUUUCAAGUGUGGACAAGGUACGUCAAUCUCACUGUUGUACAGACUUUAAGAUAAUCAUGUAGUCGGUGGUUUAUCGACCAGCUAUCUGUCAGCCUCGAUGGUCUGCUUAUGAGAGGAGGAGAGGAGUAGGCCAGAUUCACACGACGGUUAUUGUUUACAUAUAUCCUCCAUUAAUUUUGGGCAAUACGAGUAACCCCCGGAUCAUUUUACUUAUUUUUCUCGCCAUAACUCGAAGUUUAUUGUCUAAGUUAUCAUACGUCCUCGUAAAAAGUCAGAGUAUCGGUGCUAAAAUCUAAGCUAGCAGUGAUGCGUUCAGGAGCUCUGAACGCCGUUAAUGGGAACAAACGGCUGGUUUAUUUUCAGACAUGUUAAAAGUUUAACGGUUAAACUUUUAAUUAAUAUGGGGUUAUUAUUGUAACAGCAGGCUAAAACUUCACGUCUAAGCCUCCAUCUAACCGGUCAAAUAUAAACACUAAUAACAAAAUAUUGAUUACAUUCAAUAAUUUUCCAGUUUUCUCUUCCAGCAGCCGCUUGUUUAUACCGAGACCUCGGACCAGUCCAUUACGGACUGCUGCGGGGUGUCGCAGCGCAAGGAAGAACAUUUAUGAUUAUUUCUUCAUAGAAAUACAAUCAGACCGAGAUGCUAAGGCAGAAUAACUACCGCGUCUGCAGUGCAAAUUAUUAAUAUGGUAAUUAUUACUUCAAAGAAAUGAUAAAGAAAUGAUCAUAAAUGUUCUUCCUUGAGCUGUGUCACCCCGCUGUAGUCUGUAAAGGACUGGCCCGAGGUCUCGCUACAAACAAGCUGCUGGAAGAGAGUGGGUGAGUUGUGUUUAGUCUCUUUGCUAAAGAAAUUAGGCAAAGUUAUAAAUAUGUUUGGUGGCUGGGACCCUAUAUGUACUGUUGAUGAAGUUAGGUGCUGUUCUGAGCAUUAUUUGUGGCUAUAGAGUGGCGCUUUGGUUGAGCACGUGGCUCUCUGUAUUGCUAUCGUGUGGUCAUUACUAAAGUUGGUAUAACUAGAGAAGAAAGUGGUCGGCAACAUUCAUCUCUCAAGGGGGUGUCUAACUCGGUGUUACAGUGUGUUUGACCCUAAAUUAAUUUUACGCCGGAAUAUCCCUUUAAUCAACAAUUUGGAGAGUGAUUUGCAGCCUUUAGCAAGUUAAAGGAGUGAGGAGAUACUUAUUACAGGCAGAAACCUCCAACAGAACCAGAUUCAUGUUGACAACCAUCUGCUUCAACCGUGCUGGGCUUAGAAAGAGGGAUAGAAGGAGAUGUAGAAAUGCUGCGGUGACUGUAUUUCCCCUGAAUUGUUAUUCUGUUUUUGUUUCCUUUCAGCUCACUAUGGCCCAGAACCAGGUGAUCCUACAGUUUCGCUUCGCCAAAUUUGGGGACUCCAUGUUGCAAAAAAUGAACCUCCUACGACACCAGAGACGCUUCUGCGACGUCACUGUGCGCAUCAACCAGCUGGAGGUGCCUGGACACAAGGUGGUGUUUGCUGCCGGCUCCUCUUUCCUGAGGGACCAGUUCAUCCUUCAGCAAGACUCCCAGGAGGUUCAGAUUUCCAUGAUCCAAGAGGCGGAAGUUGGUCGGCAGCUGCUGCUGUCCUGCUACUCAGGGCAGCUGGAGUUUCCAGAGCUGGAGCUGGUGCAUUACCUGACGGUCGCCAGUUUCCUCCAAAUGGGCCAUAUCGUGGAGCAGUGCACUCAAGCGCUCAGCAAGUUCAUCAAACCCCUCCCUACACGUCAGUUAGAAGUGAACGUGGAUAUGAGGAGUGCCAAGAAAGAGGAGGGUCUAUCCUCCCAGACCCAGGGAGGGGAGGAGCGCUCUCAAGUGCGAACUGUCCAUCAGGAGGACGAAGAGAUAGAGCAGGUAGAGGAUGACAACAAUGUUGAUGAUGAAGACGACGAUGACGAUGAUGAUGAUGACGAUGUGAUCAUACAGCCUGAUUCACCUCUACAGAUGGUGAGCAGACGUCCAAGGCAGGGUAUGGUAGAGAGUGAUAUCACGAUAGUAAAAGUGGAGUCAGUGUCUGAUCCAGCAGAGAACUCCAUCACUGGUCAUUUCUCCUCCAGCACCCCUGCUGCUCUCCACUCUCCUGAGCCCCAGCACUCCCUCAUCAACUCCACCGUGGACAGUCGAAGCAGCGAGAUGGCGGUUCCACCUGGUGUGUCCGGAUACCCGCUCAGCCCCCCUCCUUCAUCCCCUCCUGCAGAUAAACACAGCGGGCACCAGAGAAACUACGACAAACCUCUCCAGUGGUACCACCAGUGCCCGAAGUGCGCCCGCGUCUUCCGCCAGCUGGAGAACUACGCCAACCACCUCAAGAUGCACAAGCUGUUCAUGUGCCUCCUGUGCGGAAAGACUUUCACGCAGAAAGGGAACCUGCAUAGACACAUGCGCGUCCACGCCGGCAUUAAACCCUUUCAGUGUAAAAUCUGCGGUAAAACCUUCACCCAAAAGUGUUCUUUGCUGGAUCACCUUAACCUGCACAGUGGGGACAAGCCGCACCGCUGCAACUACUGUGACAUGGUUUUCGCUCACAAACCAGUACUCCGCAAGCACCUCAAACAGAUCCACGGUAAGAACAGCUUUGACAACGCCAACGAAGGCAACCUACACGAGGGAGGGGUUGACUUCGAUUUUGGCCGAAUAUAAAUAUGUGGUCCUUUUCAGUAGCUCUGUUUGAACCCUCAGUUACUAAAACUACCAUGAUGGACCAUAAAGACUGUUAUUCCUUGUCUAAGAAGCCAAUGAUUGCAUCAUCACAGAGGAGGGAAUGAGUGACCAUGAUGGCUGAUGUCUCUGCCUCACACUGCUGGGUUUAUCAGGCGAACAUGAAGAUGUUUCUCUGCUCUGCAUUUCACUGUAGCUUCAUUACUGUGGACUAUACUGAUUUUUGUGCUACAACACAUUAUAGAAGCCUUCAUAUUGUACUUGAAUAUUCAGCACUGAAUCAUAACGACUGUAUAUCAGUAGUUUUAUUUGGAAAGAAACAUGUCUGUGUGUUUACUAUGUUUGAGAAAAUACAGCAGAGUAGAAAUGUAUUCUAUAUAUAUGAUAUUAGUUUGUAUGUUACGUAUACAGUCCACUGUAGCCUUUGUUUCCUCCAUGUGUGAAUAUGAUAUCAUGAACUUCUUAAAAAAAAACUUGAAGAGGGUGGGUUGGAGAAUAUUAUAUUUAAGGCAAGCUACACCGGUGUAAACUGGGAUGCCAAAGUUUAUGUAAACUAAAAUGUUUUGUUUUUUUAAAGCAGACCUUAUACCUUAGGUACUCUUGGACCAAAGUGACUUAUUAUCUGUCCUGUGCUCAUGGAUUCCAGUGUGUGUUACAAAAUUAAAAACAGACUCUUCACUCUGUCAAGAGUUUUUUAAAAGUG
This is a messenger RNA of Xyrichtys novacula (pearly razorfish), 3545 nucleotides long. The record is from the annotation of a GenBank genome assembly. Lineage: Eukaryota; Metazoa; Chordata; Actinopteri; Labriformes; Labridae.